AAUACCUCGGAACCAGAAUUUCAACCUUGUGAUCUUAUUAAAAAAUUUAAGAAAUGGACAAGUACUCAUGAUAUUUACUCUUUGAAAAAGAUCAUUGAGGAUAACAAAAUAUCACAUAAAAUGCUAAUUGAGUCCAUUAAAUUGUUAGCUGAUUCAUCCGCAUUUGACUUUUAUAGUGUUGAAGCUAUCUCUGAGUUAGAAUCACAUAUUAGAACUUUAGUUUCUCUUAUAGAA
Cetraspora pellucida is the source of this 234-nucleotide messenger RNA. Lineage: Eukaryota; Fungi; Glomeromycota; Glomeromycetes; Diversisporales; Gigasporaceae. The record is from the annotation of a GenBank genome assembly.